AUGGAGAUGGUAACUUCAGAGCAAGACUUAUCACAAUCUUAUGAAGCUAAUUCUUCACGAUUGGAGUCAUGUGACAUGGUGGAACUUAAACCUGAUCAGCAUGAUAAAGUAAUUGCCAAGUUAGAUAAAAAUAUAAUUAUGAAACAGGAAUUAAAGCAACAGUUAUCGUCACCUGUACACAUUCUUUCAUCAGAUCAAAUUUAG
Messenger RNA from Funneliformis geosporum, 204 nucleotides. NCBI's taxonomy places the organism in Eukaryota, Fungi, Glomeromycota, Glomeromycetes, Glomerales, Glomeraceae. The record is from the annotation of a GenBank genome assembly.